Chaetomium fimeti is the source of this 901-nucleotide messenger RNA. RefSeq lists its product as uncharacterized. The record is from RefSeq and is a predicted model, not a curated record. The transcript has a single exon. Lineage: Eukaryota; Fungi; Ascomycota; Sordariomycetes; Sordariales; Chaetomiaceae. Bases 126 to 653 code for a protein of 175 amino acids.
CGGGCUGGUCGAGGCUGGCUGAACUGAAUCCAUGGCCCGAGCCGGGCCGAUGUGGGCGCUUAGUAUUAUCAUUCUUGUUUAGCUCAGACUCGACUCGGUCUCUCGCUCGAGUAAUAAAACUUGCCAUGCUGCCCAUCUUGAACUUCACACUUGAGCAUGCAGCAGCGUCCCGAAGUGCUAUGGAUCUUGUGGAAUACUUGAUCACACGGGUAUUCCUUCUGUUGCUCCCUCUGGCACAUCUACUGGCCAAAGCGCUCUCGCCCUUCCGACCCAAGCCCCUGGCCGUGUCACCACCACCUUCCCACCCCUGCGUUCCUCUCCCAACAGCAGCGGCAACAUCAACAUCCAACAUGUCCAACAUGACGGGGCUAUCUCAAUUCAUGGUCUUCGGCGACCAGGCCGUCCCUUAUGCCUCCGAGUUGCGGCGGUUCGUGGCCAAGCGUGAAGACUACACGCUGGCAAACCUGCUCUCCCAGUCGCACCACGCCCUCCGAGCCGAGAUCGCACGGCUCACCUACAGCCAAAGGGCACAGUUCCCAGCCUCAUCCACCCUGGUAGAGCUCCUCAACGCCCAUGCCUCCUCCACAACGCCCAACUGCGCCCUGGACAGCGCCCUGGCGUGUUUGCACCAAAUAGCGUCCUUUGUCUCGUAAGUGACCAUGUAGCUUUCUGCCCUAAGCUUAGUAGUUAGUACCCGGCGACAAAGAUUGCUAACAAGACCGCUCAGAUACUUCAACGAGACAGGAAAGGAAUACCCGAAGCCGGAAUCGACAUGCUUGGUAGGAAGCUGCAUCGGCCUUCUUUCGGCCUUUGGCGUAGGCUGCGCUGAGAACAUCCUCGACCUUGUCGAGCUUGGGCCCGAGAUCGUCAUCCUUGCCUUCCGGCUCGGCCUCGUCGUCCA